CUGUGAAUGAAAGCCUUUAGAAUACACCAUUUAAAUAUAUUUACUGUACUGAUUAUUUUGAUUGCGUUUAUUAAGCUGUUUAUAUUUUUAUUAUGUAUGCCUCAUUUGUGUUAAUAAACAUUGCCUUGUACUUUGGAAAAGAGCUCUUAAAAUGUAGUUUGACAGUAAUUACUAAAGCUGAAACGGAACAUAAUAGGCUAUGUGGGUGUAGAACUCAUGAUUAGAAAGUAGGAAAGAUUCCAAUUUACUUUAUUUCCCCAUUCUUUUCUGAGAUCUAUUUUGAUCUUUAAAACUUGUCAAAGAGUAAUCACUUGUCAUACACAAUUAUUUCAAUCCUAGAUUGAAAAAGAUCUAUUGCUUAAAAGAGGUUUAAAAGAGUUUUAAACAGAUUUAUUUUAGGUUAUGCAAGAUAGAUGUGACUCCAUUGAAGUGCAUAGAAUUAAACCAUUGUGCAAUGAAUGUGAAUUUGAAGGAACUCAUUGAAACUAUUAAGACAGUAUUACAGUUGUGAAUGUAUGAAAUGAUGGUGACAGGUAUUUAUAAAAACGUUAAAUUUAUUUGCUAGGUUCAUUGAUUUUUAUCCUUGUUACUGAAGUAGACAGGUGGCUAGCAAGUUAAUAAUUUGUAGAAAUACGUGUUCUUACUAAAAACAAAACAAAAACAACAACAGCAACAACAACAAAACAGAACAAUCCCUGUUCACGGAUGAGGAAAUCCAUACAUUUGCUUCAGAUGUAAUGGCUCUGUUUUGAUCAGCAACUUGCCCCUGUCUGCCUGGAUUCCACAACUAUCAAAUCCAACAUGGAAAUCUAGCAAAAAUCAUCCUUUCUGUCCAAGUAGAAACCUGGCUCUGUGGCUGCUUCCCAUUCUAAGUCUCCUGCUUGCUGAGUUCUGCAAACUAACAGAUUCUCCUUGCCAUGUGUGCUCAGUCACUUUGUGCUGUCUUCUCUUCUUCAAGAAUUGCAGUAGCUAAGGCAAGGCUAACAGGAGCGCGAACCUUCGGCUGGCGGACGAACCGCAGCAGACCUCGGGAAUGGUGCAGGAGCAACGCUGGCAGGCAGAACGGGGCAGCUCCUCGAAACCCUAGAAGAGCCUCGCUUCCCGGGGCCACGCCACAUGAGCGCGAAGAGUAAUUUAACGCGGGCUGCGGGCGGGGUCUCGGUGAUGUAACAGGAAGCUCUGAUGGCUCGCUGCUGCCGCCGCUCCUCACUUAGCAGCUGAACCUCUCCCUGCGCUGCCCAGAGCCGCGCUCCUCUGUCGGGCUCUCGGACUGCACCGUGCCCUGCGGGCGCCUGCGCGGCUCCGAGCCGGCCGGCGGGGGAGGCGAAGGAGCAGCUCUCCACUCUCGCUGGGAAGGGGGAUCCAAGUGACCGAGCUCGGAGCAACUCCGCGUGUUUGAGUUAAUUCAAUCACAACAUAAAAUACACUGCGUCAGAUAUAAAAAUGACAAAAAACCGGAUCACAUUCUUGCUGUUCUUCGUCUCAGUUACUUUGUUAUUUGCCACUGCUAUUCCAUCUGAAGGUCAUCAAAAUAUGACAGAGGACUUUGGUCAACUGAGUUUUACACGGAAUAAAAUUAUGACAGCACAGUAUGAAUGCUACCAGAAAAUUAUGCAAGAUCCCAUUCAUAGGAAAGAAGGUCCUUACUGUAACAGGACAUGGGAUGGCUGGUUGUGCUGGAGUGAUGUUGCUGCAGGAACUGUAUCAGUACAGCAUUGUCCCGACUACUUCCAGGAUUUCAAUCCAUCAGAAAAAGUUACAAAGAUCUGUGAUCCAAGUGGGAACUGGUUUAGACACCCAGAAAGCAACAGGACGUGGACCAACUACACCCAGUGUAAUAUCUAUACGCAUGAAAAAGUGAAGACUGCUCUGAACUUGUAUUAUUUGGCCAUCAUAGGACAUGGUCUUUCAAUUGCCUCACUUCUGAUUUCUCUUGGCAUAUUCUUUUACUUUAAGAGUUUGAGUUGCCAAAGGAUUACCCUACAUAAAAAUCUCUUUUUCUCUUUUGUUUGCAACUCUGUUGUAACAAUAAUUUCACUGACUGCAAUUGCCAACAAUCAGGAAUUAGUUGCAGCUAAUCCAGUUAGCUGCAAAGUGUCAAUGUUUAUCUACCUGUACCUAAUGGGUUGCAACUACUUCUGGAUGCUAUGCGAAGGCAUUUACCUGCAUACUCUUAUUGUGGUGGCUGUUUUUGCUGAGAAACAGCACUUGAUGUGGUAUUACCUUCUUGGUUGGGGUUUUCCAUUGAUCCCUGCCUGCAUACAUGCUGUUGCUCGAAGCUUGUAUUAUAAUGACAACUGUUGGAUCAGCUCUGAUACUCAUUUGCUGUACAUCAUCCACGGCCCUAUUUGUGCUGCUCUAUUGGUGAAUCUUUUCUUUCUGUUAAAUAUUGUCCGUGUACUCAUAACCAAGCUGAAAGAUACCCACAAGGCAGAAUCCAACCUAUACAUGAAAGCAGUACGAGCUACCCUCAUUCUGGUUCCCCUGCUUGGCAUUGAAUUUGUGCUGUUUCCAUGGCGACCUGAAGGUCGAAUCACUGAGGAAGUCUAUGAAUAUGUGAUGCACAUCCUUAUGCAUUACCAGGGUCUACUGGUCGCUACAAUUUUCUGCUUCUUCAACGGAGAGGUCCAAGCUGUUUUGCGAAGACACUGGAAUCAGUACAAAAUCCAGUUUGAGCACAGCUUCAGCCACUCAGAUGCUAUGCGCACUGUUUCCUAUACAGUAUCAACAAUCAGUGAUGUUCCAGGCUACAGCUACAACCACGACUGCACCAGUGAACAUUUAAAUGGCAAAGGCUAUCAUGAUAUGGAGAGUGUAGUUUUAAAAACAGAAAAGUUGUAUGGUUGACUGAAAAGACUCUGCAUAUGCCGGUGUUCACCCUCGUAGUUUAUGAACUUGAAGUUUGCUUUAACGACUUAAUGGCCAGAAGAUUGAAUCUAACUUAGGAGUAUGAUAUUCUCCUGAAUGAUGCAAACUAAACCAACUCAUUUUCGUAUGUAUAUAUACACAUGUGUUUGUGUUUUGUCUAUUGAUAUAGUAUGGACAUCCAUACAUAUAUCUAUCUACUUAGCUAUAUAUGUAUGUGUAUUUACAUAAGUAUACAGACGUUGCCUCUUGAGUUUCUACUAUGUAGACAAAGUUGGCAAUAUUUUGUACAAGGGGAAUCAGUGAAUGAAGGAUUUGAUAUUUUCUUGGAAGUUUCUAUGAAGACUGGCUUGUACUGAAGCCACUUCAUUUGCCUAUAGAAACUUAGGGUAUAAAUACCAUACUGUAUUGUCUUAAUCAAACCUAAAACUGAACAAAGGAAAAUAGGUGCAAUAAUCACAGUAGAUUGUCCAGGUUAAUUUUAUGUCCAGUAUUUGAUUCUCAAAAAGCAACAAAAAAACAGUAACAGAUAGUCUAAAAUAAUAGAUUCAAGAUACUAAUGCUGAGCCAGUUUGAUUUUGCAACUAUUUUUAAUGAAGCAUCAGAGAUGCUAGUACAAGUCUAAUAUUCUGUUCACUUGUGUAUUGCAGCAUAACAGUUUACAGAAAGCCUUGAACAAUUUUAUUUAAACUGUUUUCACAUACACAGGAGUGUCUCCUCCUCCUCAAGCUUAUGAAUGCAGGUGAGAUCAAUGAUGAAGCCUUACUGAAAAGUAAGAAAGAGUACAGAAAGAAUAGUAACCUGAAUACCUGUAAGUCCAUCUGAAUAUUAAUUCAAGCUGAUGGAACUUCACUGUGUGCUUAAGCAUUUUACUUGGCUGGGAAAAAUCAUAUACAGAUUUUGUUGUAGCCGUGUUGUUUGUUUUGUUUUUCUUUUAAGUAUUUCUAUGGCCAAUAUGCCUCAUAACAUCAUUCCUCUGUUUUGGAGGGCAAUGUUUUGAUUACAUUUGUGACUUGUAUAUUUAGAGAAAAGAGGACUGGACUGAACGCAGUGAAAAUGAUUUGUUAUCUGUGAAGCCAGUGUGUGACACAGACUAAUCAAGCAAAUUAACACCAAUACCAUAUUAUUCCUUUUUUUUU
Molecule: messenger RNA, 4004 nt
Organism: Meleagris gallopavo (turkey)
Lineage: Eukaryota; Metazoa; Chordata; Aves; Galliformes; Phasianidae
Gene: CALCRL
Product: calcitonin receptor like receptor
Biological process (GO): cell surface receptor signaling pathway; adenylate cyclase-activating G protein-coupled receptor signaling pathway; angiogenesis
Cellular component (GO): plasma membrane
Molecular function (GO): calcitonin gene-related peptide receptor activity; adrenomedullin receptor activity; calcitonin receptor activity
Source: RefSeq, a predicted model, not a curated record